Parascedosporium putredinis is the source of this 984-nucleotide messenger RNA. NCBI's taxonomy places the organism in Eukaryota, Fungi, Ascomycota, Sordariomycetes, Microascales, Microascaceae. The record is from the annotation of a GenBank genome assembly.
AUGGUCGAAACCUUACAUAACGCCCCCAUCGUCCUUGACAAUGGAUCGGGAACAAUAAGGGCAGGCUUCGCUGGAGAGGAUCUGUUCAUCGGCGAGAAGGCCGCGUCCGAGUACAGGGGGCUACUUAAGAUUCGGUAUCCCCUCGAGCACGGAAUAGUCACCGACUGGGACGACAUGGAAAAGAUCUGGGACAACCGCGACACCGCCGCGCAGAUCCUCUUCGAGACCUUCAAUGUCCCGGCGCUGUAUACCUCUAUCCAGGCCGUUCUCUCGUUGUACGCGAGCGGUAGGACGACGGGCAUCGUCCUCGACUCUGGCGAUGGCGUAUCGCACUCUGUGCCCGUUUACGAGGGCUUCGCCAUGCCUAGUAGCAUAAGGCGCAUCGACGUCGCUGGGCGUGACGUGACCGAAUACCUACAGACCCUCCUCCGGAAGAGCGGGUACGUCUUUCAUACGAGUGCGGAAAAGGAGGUUGUACGACAUCUCAAGGAGACUGCCUGCUACAUAUCAAGGGAUCCCAAACGUGAGGAGAAGGAAUGGGUUGGCGGGAAGCACGAUUCGGGAAAGAUGUUUGAGUAUACGUUACCGGAUGGCCAUAAACUCAAGCUCGGCCCAGAAAGGUUCAGGGCGCCCGAGAUCCUCUUCGACCCCGAGAUUAUCGGCCUUGAAUACCCUGGUGUGCACCAGAUCGUCAUCGACGCGAUCAACCGUACCGACAUGGACCUCAGGAAAUCCCUCUACAGCAACAUCGUCCUUUCUGGAGGCAGCACACUCACGAAAGGCUUUGGUGACCGUCUUCUGAGCGAAAUGCAAAGGCUUGCCGUCAAGGACAUGCGGAUAAAAAUCUUUGCUCCUCCGGAGAGGAAGUACUCGACCUGGAUUGGUGGGAGUAUCUUGGCCCAGCUAAGUACCUUUAGGAAGAUGUGGGUGAGCAUUGACGACUGGCACGAGAACCCGGACAUCAUCCACACGAGAUUUACCUAA